Spathaspora passalidarum NRRL Y-27907 is the source of this 1483-nucleotide messenger RNA. Its product is annotated as RuvB family ATP-dependent DNA helicase pontin. Gene Ontology annotation, molecular function: ATP hydrolysis activity; ATP binding; DNA helicase activity. The transcript has a single exon. NCBI's taxonomy places the organism in Eukaryota, Fungi, Ascomycota, Pichiomycetes, Serinales, Debaryomycetaceae. The record is from RefSeq and is a predicted model, not a curated record. Gene Ontology annotation, biological process: chromatin remodeling; regulation of transcription by RNA polymerase II; box C/D snoRNP assembly. The coding region runs from base 31 to 1404 and encodes 457 amino acids. Gene Ontology annotation, cellular component: Swr1 complex; Ino80 complex; R2TP complex.
ACAUUAAAGUUCCCAGAAAAGCACACAAUCAUGGUACAAAUAAGUGAAGUUAAAGACAGUCAAUCAAGAGAAAGAAGAACUGCAGCACAUACACAUAUCAAGGGAUUGGGGCUCAAUGAACAUGGUAUUGCCAAGAACAUCGAAGGAGGAUUUGUUGGACAAGCCGAUGCUAGGGAGGCAUGCGGGAUUAUUGUCGACUUAAUCAAAUCUAAAAAGAUGUCAGGUAAAGCUAUUUUGAUAGCUGGCCCUCCUGCCACCGGUAAAACCGCUUUGGCAUUGGCAAUUUCUCAAGAAUUGGGUCCAAAAGUGCCAUUUUGUCCUAUUGUUGGAUCUGAACUUUAUUCCGCUGAAGUUAAGAAGACAUCGGCUUUAAUGGAAAAUUUCAGAAGAGCUAUUGGAUUGAGAAUUAAAGAAACCAAGGAAGUUUAUGAAGGGGAAGUUAUCGAAUUGACUCCAGAAGAAGCCGAGAAUCCUUUGGGUGGUUAUGGUAAGACUGUCAGUCACGUUAUUGUUGGAUUAAAGACCGCCAAGGGUACCAAAUCUCUUAGACUUGAUCCUAGUAUCUAUGAAAGUAUCCAAAAGGAAAGAGUCACCAUUGGUGAUGUUAUUUACAUAGAAGCAAAUACCGGUGCUGUUAAGAGAGUAGGGAGAUCCGAUGCCUACGCUACUGAAUUCGACCUUGAAGCCGAAGAAUAUGUUCCUUUACCAAAGGGAGAAGUCCACAAGAAGAAAGAGAUUGUUCAAGAUGUUACUUUGCACGAUUUAGAUGUCGCCAAUGCUAGACCUCAAGGUGGCCAGGAUGUUUUAUCUAUGAUGGGACAACUCUUGAAACCACGCAAGACUGAAAUCACCGAUAAAUUAAGAUCCGAAGUUAAUAAAGUUGUUUCCAAGUAUAUCGAUCAAGGUGUUGCUGAAUUAAUUCCAGGUGUUUUGUUUAUUGACGAAGUUAACAUGUUAGAUAUGGAAAUUUUCACUUAUUUGAAUAGAGCUUUGGAAAGUUCCAUCGCUCCAAUUGUUGUAUUGGCCUCCAACAGAGGAUUGACUACUGUUAGAGGUUCUGACGAUGACAUUAAAGCUCCACAUGGAUGUCCACCUGAUUUAAUUGACAGAUUAUUAAUUGUCAGAACAUUACCAUACAACCAAGAAGAAAUCAAGACCAUUGUAUCGAAACGUGCUGCUCUUGAAGGUUCUACUCUUACCGAAGAUGCCCUUAAUAAAGUUGCUAAACAUGGUGUUACGAAAUCGUUGCGUUAUGCCUUACAACUAUUAGCACCUGCUGGUGUUUUAAGUACUAGUGCUGGUCGUUCAGAAAUAACCGUGGAAGAUAUCGAAGAAUGUGAAUUGUUAUUCUUGGAUUCUCGCCGUUCUAUCAAGGUCUUAGAAGAAAAUAGCAAAUUUCUUUAGAGAGUAUAGUACGUUUUUAAGAAGAAGAAGAAAAAAAAAGAAUUGUAUAUUAUAUUAGCAUAACGAGUUUAAUUGUUUU